GCUGCACCCCGCCAAAAUCUGCGGGCUUGUCCGAUCUCAGGAACCUGGAAGCUAACGCGAACGUGAACCACAGCAGUGCUCAUCCAGCAAUCGAAACAUCCGCCCAAUUUCGACUUAUUCUACAGGCGCAUCAACCUGAGCAACACAAUGGGCUGGUUCGACGGCUGGUUCGGUUCCGACAACAGCAGCUCCGACCCGCUGCGACGGCUGGACCCGAAGCUGCGCGAGUUCCUGGAAAGGGAGUCGCCCGUGAAAUACAACAGCAGCAGCUCGCAACAGCCACCCCAGCAACAACAGCAAACACAAUCAACCUCCUCCCAAGAUAGCCAACAACAACAACAACAGAACCAACCCCCACCCGUACCCCCGCAAUCCCUCUACCAAGACGGCCGCUACGCCCACCUGUGGAAGACCUACCGACCUCUAUCGGUGGUCGAAGCAGAAACCAAGACGGACAGCGAGAAGCUGGCGGACGUGCUGGAGGCCUUCAAGGAGCGCAAGGCGAAGAUCGGGCGGGCGGCGCUCGAGAACUGCGCCGACGAGCAGUUCAGCUGGGCCGAGUGCAUGCGGGGCGGCAGCUGGUCCGCGCGCGCGACGCUGUGCCGCGCCGAGGUGCAGCGCUUCGAGCGGUGCUACGCCGCGCAGAGCCGCCUGCUCAAGGCGCUCGGCUACCUGGGCGUCGCCGGCCGCACCCCCGAGGCCGACGAGGAGAUCCAGAUGCGCGCCGACGAGCUGUACCACCGCAUGCUGGCCCAGGAGAGGGAGAUUGAGCGCGCGCGCGAGGAGGGCAGGGAGCCGCCCGUGUUCCCGCCGCUUCUGGACGGGGCUGGGAAGGAUGCUGCUGGUGCUGCUGCUGGUGCUGGUGCUGGUGCUGGCCCGACCCCGGCAGCGGAUAAGGCGCCUGACGGGCUCGAGCCGGGCCCGGCCACCCUGGCGGCCUGGAAGCAGCAGCUGGAGAAGCUACCGCCUGAGGAUCGCGAGGCCGAGGAGCAGGCGCUGAGGGCCGAGUAUAGGGCGAAGGCCGAGAUGGCGGCCAAGAUCCAGGGAAUCUGGCAAGAGCAGGCGAAGGAGAGGGAAGCGCGCAGAGCGGAGGGCAAGGAGACCAUUUUCGACAAGUUCGCGGGGCUGUUUUCGUCCUUGUCUGGGCCGAAGUCGACAUGAUGAUCUGAUCUACUUGGAACGGCAUUUUGUACGAAUAAUACGUUGUACAAUCAUCCACCAUGCGUUAUGGGUACCAAGCACCAAGCUCAUCAGAUCAUACUUUCAUCGCGUUGGUAUUGAUUGUCGCUGCAGCGACGCGUCCUAUCUGCCCUCUAGAACGGCUGCUGCCCGCUCCAGAAAGGCAUUGAACUCCCUGAUCUGCUUCAACGCCCCGCCCCCGUCACUCUUGGUGCAUGCCUGAUCCGCCACGCGGCUGAUCAGCAGCUCCAGGUUCGCCAGCUCCGCCUUCUUCU
This is a messenger RNA of Thermothielavioides terrestris NRRL 8126, 1454 nucleotides long. RefSeq lists its product as uncharacterized. The coding region runs from base 148 to 1161 and encodes 337 amino acids. The record is from RefSeq and is a predicted model, not a curated record. The transcript has a single exon. Lineage: Eukaryota; Fungi; Ascomycota; Sordariomycetes; Sordariales; Chaetomiaceae.